Molecule: messenger RNA, 1419 nt
Organism: Symbiodinium sp. CCMP2592
Lineage: Eukaryota; Dinophyceae; Suessiales; Symbiodiniaceae
Source: the annotation of a GenBank genome assembly
AUGGAUGAAGCCCCCAAGUUGGGAAUAUACAUCGGGUCUGCCAGAGAUGUGACCUGUCCUGGAGACCACGUCACGUACGAGUUUGUCCUUUACGACACUCGUAGAUGUACCUUGGAGUGCAUUCCGCAGCUGAACUUCUUCGAGGGCGGUCAGCCGCCGUGGCGGUGUGAAGGCAACUACGAGGUGGAGGAUGGCGAGAUCGUCAUGGAAGUCACCAAGCAAGACGUGAGAGGACCGCGCCGUGACACCGAUGUGCGGCUGGAAAUGCCUGCCGGGUCCAGCGGUAGUGAGUUCGUUUUCAGAACUUCUCGUCUUGGCUGGGUGCGCCCUCCUCCUGCCCUGCCAUCGCAGGAUCCCGUGAAACUCAAGAAGGCGCAGCUUCAGAAGGAGGAGGAGGAGGCAGCAAAGCGAAAGACGGAGCUUGAAGCGCAACGCGAGGAGCUUGAUCGAGAGCGGUUGAGACAAGAAGAGCAGGCUAACCGGGAGAAGGUGCAGCUGGAACAGCUGCGGGAGGAGCUCCGGCAGCAACAGGCCGCUCAGGAGGCACAAGCAGCACAGAGACGGGAGGAGCUAGAGAGGCAGAAGGAAGAACUGCGGCGAAUGGAAGAGGAGAAGCAAGCACUGUUAGCAAAGCGCUCGGUGGAGGAGCAACAACGCAGAGAAGAUUCAGAGCGCGAGUCGCAGCGUGUUCAGGAGGAGCUACGACGGCAGCGCGAGGAGUUAAAGGCGCUGGAGGAGGAACGUCAGGAGUUGGCGCAGCGAGAAGAACAAGAGAUGCAGCGUCGGAAGCAGGAAGGGGAGCAGGAGACGCAGCGCCUCGCGGCAGAGGCUGAGAAGCAGCGCGCCGAACUACAGCGUCGGCGUGAGGAGCUGCAAGCAGUGGAGGCCGCGAGGGAAGAGGCACUGGCGAAGAAGAUGGAGGAGGAGCAGCGCUUCUCCGCAGAGCUACAGAGAUGGGCAGAGCAGCAGCAGGAGGCCCUUCGCCAGCAGCGCGAAGAGCUACGAGCUUUGGAGGCCGAGAGAGAGGAGAUCCUGCGCAGAAAGCUGGAAGAGCAGCACAAACUUCGCGAGGACGAAGAGGCCGAGGCUCAGCGGGCUGCGGAGGCACGACGACAGCGUGCUGCCGAAGCCGCGUCAGCGGAAGCGGAGAUCCAGCGAAAGCGCGAAGAGCUGGAGGCACUCGAGGCAGAGACAGACUCGGCCAGGAGGCAGAAAGAGGACGAAGAGCGGCGCCUUGAACAGGAACAGGCGGGGCACAGCUGCCAGCAAGAGCCUCCGGUUUACAGAGACCGAAACAUGAUUUCCCGGCAGUGGUUUGUCUUAGGGCGAGAGGUGAGAGACGGCAUCUGUUCUCCGAAGCCACUCCUGAUCAAGUUGCACCCAGAAUGCUUGUGCCCGACCGCACUAGACCUGUUCUGA